Messenger RNA from Oncorhynchus keta (chum salmon), 1437 nucleotides. RefSeq names its product CMRF35-like molecule 1. Bases 262 to 1437 code for a protein of 391 amino acids. The transcript is spliced from 6 exons. Lineage: Eukaryota; Metazoa; Chordata; Actinopteri; Salmoniformes; Salmonidae. The record is from RefSeq and is a predicted model, not a curated record.
AGCUGACAGAGACUCUGUUGUGGUACUGGGCUAGCAGGUAGUAUAGUAAAAUAACAUUAACAGUAUAGUAACUGAGGUAGUAAAAUAACUUUAACAGUAUAGUAACUGAGGUAGUAAAAUAACUUUAACAGUAUAGUAACUGUGGUAGUAAAGUAACUUUAACAGUAUAGUAACUGUGAUAGUAAAGUAACUUUAACAGUAUAGUAACUGUGGUAGUAAAGUAACUUUAACAGUAUAGUAACUGAGGAGUAACUGUCCAGAAUGAAGAUACUCCAUGUUGUCUCCUGUUGUCUCCUCUCAGCUCUGUGUGUUGUGGAGUCAGCUGUCACUAAGGAAGUGGUAGGAGGACAUGUCAUGUUCGGCUGCUCGUUCAUGUUGGCAGGGAACAACAACAAAUACUUCUGCAAGGGGACAUGUUCUGGUAAAGACAUUCUGGUUAAAACUAAUGGUAGCAAGAAUGUUACUCAAGAUCGAUACAGUAUAGAAGACAACAGAGAUGGAGUCUUCUAUGUGACCAUCAAGAACCUGAUGAAGACAGACUCUGGGACCUACUGGUGUGGAGUGGAGAGAUAUGGCCUAGACUCAUACCAAGAGGUGCAUCUCACAGUUACAGAUGCUCCUCCCACUUCUACAACCUCACCUGUCACCUCCCGACGCCAUGUCUCCACAUCCCUUCUAAACCUCUCUACAACCCUCCCAAACCUCUCCACAACCCUCCCAAACCUCUCUACAACAUCCCCAAACACCUCCUCAACCCUCCCAAACCACAUCAGUGGUCACCUAUCAAGAGCUGGUCUGAUGGUGUGGACCAGUGUUGGUCUGGUAGUCAUGGUGACAGUGUUAGGUCUGGUCCUGCUCCUGUUCUACAGACAGAGGAGAGGAACCAGGAGAACACCACCACCACCAGUCUCCUCCAACACACAACCUGACCCUGCUGGAGAGGUUGUCUGUGUGUACGAGGAGAUCAGAGACAGACAGACAGACACACUUCCUGUGGUCAUCUCUUCAGUCUACUCUACUGUCAAAUCACCUACCAACUCUACAAUCUACCCUACUGAUCAACCAGCUUCUCUCAUCUACUCCAGUGUGGAUCUACCUACAGAUUAUAGAGUCUCUUCAUGUCCUCCAACAGCCAGUGGAACCCAGGAUGAUUCCAUCUAUUCUACAGCCCAGCUACCCAAAGAUACUGUAGAAUCUACAAGAUACCCUGCUGUGCACCUCUCUAAAGACACUCCAGAAGAUGCCCUCUACUCUACAGCCCAGCUACCCAAAGAUACUGUAGAAUCUACUAGAUACCCUGCUGUGCACCUCUCUAAAGACACUACUCACAGCUCAGCUACCCAAAGAUACUGUAGAAUCUACAAGAUACCCUGCUGUGCACCUCUAAAGACACUCCAGAAGAUGCCCUCUACUCUACAGCUCAGCUACCCACAAUAA